This is a messenger RNA of Symbiodinium sp. CCMP2592, 3885 nucleotides long. The record is from the annotation of a GenBank genome assembly. NCBI's taxonomy places the organism in Eukaryota, Dinophyceae, Suessiales, Symbiodiniaceae.
AUGUUGGUGGGUCGAAAGAAUGCGGGUCAAGGACUGCUCUCCUGCUCAUGCUAUCCGGACGAUUUCAAGGAGAAGCAGGGCCAUUGGACUGACGUCCGCCAUCACUGCAAGCGGGUAUGGAGGAAUGGUAAUAGUUGCAGGGCAAAAGGUGGAUAUGCACAAGCUUUGUGCGGAAAGCUCGAUGACCCAGCAGCUCGCGACUGGGAGGACCGCUCGGCCGACGGCUGGUACUGGUCCGACAAGGAGGAGGGUCCGGUGGCGAGCUGUCCUUCUCCGAAAGUCCUAGUUGGGUGCUGGUGCCAGUCUCUCAGCGGUUCCGAGAAGGAAUGCGCUCGCCUCUGGACGGAUGGUAACAACUGCCGCGCCACAACGGGCCCUGGGAGAGUUGUCCGAGUUCAUGCCAGAAUCAAGAUCUUCGCCCGAUGCGCAGACGUUCGGUCAUCUGCUCUCAUUCUCGCUGGCAUCAACCUGACGCGGGUCGUGUCCAGCAAUUUACUCCAGGAUGCGCCUGCGGAGACCGACUCUGUGAUCAUGUCAAAGUCCUUCCGCUAUGUGCACUUGUUCCAGCAGUGUGAUGCACUGCUGCUCAUGGGCGGAAUCGGGGUGGAGCACUGUGCUCGGCCGGCUUACCGCGAGCCCAGCUCCCAUGCAUGGCGUGGAAAGCGGCCUCUGCCCUCCAGCUUCCUGCAUGGCACGGAGCUGACUGUCGGUUGUUGGCAGGAGCGCUAUCAGUCCUUCCGUGCGGGCUAUCGCCACACUGCAGAGACUCUGCACUGUGUAAACGGAGACUGGUACAACUCCUUGCAGCUUCCCGAACUGACAGCCUUCUCUUGUGAGCCAUGCGUUCUCGUCGCUGGGAAAGGUUACACUAACUACGCGAAGAGGAACCAGCAAGAACUCUACUACUUCAGCCGCAUGGCAAUGCGCGUGUACACUGAAUUGGGUUCUCUGGCAGCCACGCAUGGUGCCGCACAGAAGUACUGCCUCAUGAAGGGCACCGGUGGCAGUUCCUCAGGUGGCAACAUGACGCUGAUGGCUGCAUCCGCUUGUCCCGAAAUCCUGGCCAUGCAAGUUGUGGGCUCGGCCGAAGUCGAGGACCGCAUGAUGGCUCUGCUGGACUUUGGCAUCCCUGACAACGGCCUGGAAGCGGUGCCCGGGGACGAUGGUAUCAGCCCCAGCCUGGCCUACAAGAAGUGUGAUCUGGAGAACGCGCAGCAGCUCAUUUCGCCGAUGGCCGUCCCUGGUGUUAUGUGGGAUAUGCACAAGGAAGCGGACCGGACUCUUGGCGAGGAUUUCCACAAGGCUUACGGGUCCUAUUGCGGCGCCCAUGGAGCUUUGGCCUCGCUUGCCUUCGGCCAGGUUUUCGGAGGGGACACCUCCGGGCUGAAGUCGACGUGCCACUUCGCACCAGUGAUCAAGUUCGGAGAGUUCAUGGACACGUCGAUCACCUACGACAAGCGAAGUCAGGACUGGCCUGAAUGGAACACGCUCUUGGCCGACUCCCCGGUACUAUGCCCAGAUGGAGAAGCUUUGACGGGCUUUAAGCUUCUGCCUGCACGCAACAUCUUCCGGUUUGAGUGCAGCCGCAUCGGUGGGUUGGGGCAGACCUUCGAGUACUUCAGUGCCCAAGUGGAAGUGAAGAAGUUUGACCUGAAGAGAGCGAAUUGGAUUAAUGCACUGCGGAUGAUCAAGGUGGAUUGUGGUGCUGAUGCCUUGCUCAGCGGCUUCCACUUCGAGUUUUCCGAGGGCGGACGCUGGGCCCGCUCCAAGUACACUUGUGCGAAAGCCGGCGGCGCUCCUGUUGUCAUGGAGCCCUCCACGACCAUCGAAAGCAUGACGCAAGCACCGGAAGGUGUUUUCUGUCCUUUGGAGCCAGACGCCCACACCGGACGAUACAAGUACGUAAAUACACUCACUGGUGACACCCUGUCUUUCGAGAGGAACGGCGAGUGGUGUGUGGGCCCGGACUGCUCGUCGCCGGUUGGUGGUGCCAAUCCCGUGGGUGUUUUGAUGACGAUGCUCGAGGUUCUGAAUGUCACAAACUUUGACGGGCACUUCGAGGCCAAGGGUGUCCCCUCCAUGGAAGCAGGGGGAAUGGACGACUUGGCCAAGAAGCUUAAGGCGAUUAAACCGCCGAAGCGGCCAGCGCAGCCGGCUAAGCCCAAAUUACAGGACUUCAAGGCAGAGAUGCCCAAGUACGCAGACGAGUGCCUCGACUACGGGGAGUUGUGGAACACGCUCACCGAAACACACACAAACGCAGACAAGGAGGAGAUCGUGGAAGAGUCGAAGCUAGAGCCCGAUGCAGGCACUGUCGACGCCGAGCUGCCAGACGUCCACCCCUGCGAGAUUGUACAGACCACGCAAUUUGGAAUAUUUGGAAGGCUGGGACACGGUGACGGCAAGGGUUCGCCUCCCAACCUUCUCUACAAGGAUUGGAUUCGGUGUAUGCAAGGGGACAUCAAUCGAGAUAUGCUCUCUGGCUAUAUGGAGUUCGGCAACAGCCUCUACCACAGCAUUGCCAACGUUGUUCACUCUGCAGUCAAGCUGGUUUGCGCAGCCCUUCCUAGCACAGUCAUUGCCCCACUGGGCGUUGGUGUCGAGCCCCAGCCGCCCAAGAUCUGUUCCGAAGUUACGGACUUAGUACGAACCAUAGUGGAUCUUCCCUUUGACAUCUCCAAGCAAGCAGUGGAUCUCCAAGUUGAAAUAGAAGGAUACAAGGCCUGCAAUCCCUACGAGGCUGGCUUCUCACGGCUCUUUUGUGACAUCCACUGUGUGCGUGACGCCGUCAUCCGUGGCGACCGCACCAUUCUGCGGAACUUGGAACAGGCUACCAAGAUCUCGAAUGACAACAUGAGGAAGAUGGUGGAGUGGUCCACGGAAGCAACCAGGACGGAAACAGAAUACCUGGACAAGAAGAUCGACCACUCCCUCAAGAUCAACACCAUCUACUUGCACCACAUUGCCCAGAACACACAGCCCAAAGAAGAGGAGCUCUUGCAGAAUGCGGUAACUGCCACGGGGUCCAUGCUCGCCGAGCUCAAGGGCUUUGCCGAGAUCUCCUCCUUGGGCGUGUCCCGUGUUGCUGCCGGGGACGCUCUGACAAGGUUUCUUUCCGCCGCGGAGCCUCUGGUCGAGGGCAACGCCACACGUACCGGCCAGGUGCAGAAGUUCCAGAGUCUCAUGUCGGACCUGUACCAGACGAUGCGGGCAUCCACGGGUGGGCUCACGAAGGCGCAGGCCGUAGGACGCCAGGUCGCCCGCGAGGCUCAGCAGCUGCAGGAGCGGACGCGUCGGCAAGCUCAGGUCUUGGGCAUUUAUCGGGCACACAGUCGCGACGCACACAAGGCUGCAAAGUCCUGGGCCCGAAUGGAUGCGGAGCGGACCCUGGUGACGUUGGACAAGUUGUGGUGGCACAUCAGGGACAGGCUGGACCGCUAUAUUGACAUCGCCGGAGCCGAGAUCACCCAGCUUGAACGUUCCCUCACCACACUGGCCGAGUACGAGAAUUGCAAAGCAGGCACUUUGGACUUGCUGCAAUCAUACUCCUCCGGCAUGAAGUCGAUGCGCCGGAGCCGCGCUCAGCUUCGAGCUGUGUGGCGGGAGACAUCCAAUCUGAUGGGCGAGCUUGCGGCGAUCAUCAGUGAUGGCGAUGUCUUCGGGAGCCUCAUGGCUGCUGAGGGCUGCAAGUCUGCCUUGGCGGCGCAGACACUGGAUCAAAUUCGUUUCGUGCUGCAAGACUCCGGCUUCUUGAUCCACCGCUUCGAGGCGGCCAACCUACCGCAGCCAGAUGUCUCCGUGUUGCAGGCCGCAGUAAAGCAGAUCCACGCCGCCUACGACGCGGCAUGGUCAUCUUGCCAUGCAAACGGCCCUCGCAACACAUAA